Galendromus occidentalis (western predatory mite) is the source of this 1287-nucleotide messenger RNA. Its product is annotated as mitochondrial folate transporter/carrier-like. Gene Ontology annotation, biological process: nucleotide transport; transmembrane transport. NCBI's taxonomy places the organism in Eukaryota, Metazoa, Arthropoda, Arachnida, Mesostigmata, Phytoseiidae. The record is from RefSeq and is a predicted model, not a curated record.
GAUCAAUGAGCACUCAGUCAGUGAAAUGUUUCGAAUUUUUUGUCUACUCGAAUGAUGCUCCUUCAUCUCGCAAGAUGACCCGGGUCUUCCCGGGCCAGAAGGUGGCCAUAGAUUCGUUGGGUGAAUAAUCACGCAGACGGGUCGGAUCGUGUCUUCGUUUCACGGCCACCUUACAUCGGUCCUCCACGCGAGUGGUGCGCGAACUACAUAUCUCACUAUCAUCGGCACAAAAUAUCAUCGCUAUGGCGGUGGAAGUCGUCACCACGGUGACAGAUCCGAAGAACGAUGUUCUACAGUACUGGCCUCAGCUUCGAUAUGAGCAUUUGGUGGCGGGAGUCGCCGGCGGAGUCCUGAGCACCCUGGUGGUUCAUCCGUUCGAUUUGCUCAAGAUUCGACUGAGUGUCAACGACGGCAAAGAAGGUCGACCGCUCUACAGGAGUCUACGACACGCAGCUCACUCGAUAUGGAGCUCAGAAGGACUCCGAGGACUGUAUCAGGGGGUGACCCCAAACUGCAUCGGCAGCGGUUGCGCUUGGGGAUUGUACUUUGUGUUCUACAACGCCACGAAGACUUUCAUGAACGGUGGUGACCAGAGCGUUCAUUUGGGACCCGCCAAGCACAUGCAGGCCGCGAUACAGUCGGGGGUCCUGACGCUCCUGUGUACGAAUCCCAUCUUCGUUGUGAAAACUCGAAUGUGUCUCCGCUACGAAGGCGGCGCCAGCGGCGGAGUCGGUAACGUGGAAUACGGCAGCGUUCUCCGGGCCAUUAGCACGAUCUACAGGAGAGAGGGCUUGCUCGGAUUCUACAAGGGUCUCGUUCCCGGGCUUUUCGGAACUACUCACGGCGCUGUUCAAUUCAUGAUCUACGAGGAACUGAAAAAAAUCCUCAACAAAAAGCUGUCGACGGCAGAGUUUCUAUUGACCUCAUCCAGUUCGAAAGUGGCCGCGGUCAUCUGCACUUAUCCGUAUCAAGUGGUUCGGUCUCGCAUGCAAGACCAACACCGGUCUUACGCCGGUACGAUGGACGUGAUCCGUCAAACUUUGCGUCACGAGGGGAUCACCGGAUUUUACAAAGGCAUCUCGGCCAAUAUUCUGAGGGUCACACCGGCGUCGGCAGUCACGUUUCUAGUUUAUGAGAAUGUUGUUGCUGCUCUAGGCGGCUCUACCUGAAGCCCGGAAGCGAAUGUAUGUAGCUCGGAUCCUGCAGGGAACAUUCAAGCAGGCGACGAUACGGUCAUUGUUGUGAAUAUUCCAAAGCCAAACAUUUCGCAUAGAUGUUGAACAAAUA